CAGAAAGUGGUCGCCAAUUGAGGGAUCUCAAUGUCUUUUCUCUCUUUCAAUCGGUUAAUGUGAUCACGACUGGAAAUCUCAAUUGACGAGAGGCGUACGAAACAAAAUAUAUACAAAGUCGCGGUCAAAUGUGAUAAAGUAUCGAUUUAUGGCCAUAAGACCAUAAGAAAACCUUUGAAUAUUAACCACUACUAUUAAAUGCAAACUUGCAGCCAUCAGUGGAAGCCGAAACCAGUUUCCAAAGAAAAUAAGUCGUCGUGCAAUUAGAAAAGUUUAUAAUUUCUGAUUAUUCAGACCAGAUUCUACAGUCGUACUUAUUUACUGAAUGCUGUAAAAGCGAAAUUUCCGAGUAAACUAAAUUCAUUGAUAAGCGCCAGCUGUGCGAAGUCAAAAAUGAACAAAGGCAAUUAUAAAGUCUAACUUCUAUUAUAUUACGCAGAUUGGGCUGCUCAAAUGCAGCCAUGUAAAUGGCCCACCAGUAAUCUACUCGCCUGACCUCGGACAAGAUCUCAUCGAUACGGAGUGGGUGGCAGUGCAGUGCAUUGGAGACUCUAUCGAUCGAACUCAUGCAAGUUGUUGACCAACCAGUUCGUUGGGGUGCGACGACCUUGGUUCAAUCCAUCCAACUUUGAGCGAUAAGAUUAUCCGCGAUUCUCCUUAAAAAAAGUUAAGUGAAAGCUUCGAAAUGUAUCAGUGAUUGGGAGCAAAUUGGUUCUGCAUUUAUUAAGAACUGAGCAGUCGGCAGUUCAGUUCACUGGUUUAUUGACCAGCUUAACGUUCAGUCCCGCGCAUAAACAAAAAGCAAAAAUCAAAUAAAACCAACUCCCCAUACGGGUAUCUGGUUCAUAAACAACAAUCUGCCGCCGUCUAAUGGCCGAUAACGCGGUGCAAGCUCAGCCAAAUGGUCUGGCCCAGAAGCGAAAGGCGCUGGAGCUGCACUUUAGCCAAGUUAGCUACAGUUUGAGGGGGGCCACAAAGGGCUCCACUCCCAUCAUCAACGAGGCAUGCGGGGUCUUCAAGUCGGGACGACUUACGGCCAUCUUGGGUCCCUCGGGAGCUGGCAAGUCCACCUUGCUCAAUGCUUUGGCAGGUUUCAAACUCCAGGGAGUUACGGGCCAGUUUCUGUUGAAUGGACGCCCCAGGGACAUAAUGAGCUUUCGGAAGAUGUCUGCCUACAUUGCUCAGAACUUUGUGAUGCUGAAUCUGCUCACCGUUGAGGAAACACUGCGAGUUUCUGCAGACCUGAAAAUGCCCAGCUCCACAGUUCCCCAGGAGAAACAGAAAAUUGUAGACGACAUCAUCGACAUACUGCAGCUACAGUCCUGCCGCAGGACACUGGUGAAGAAUUUAUCCGGCGGCGAGCACAAGCGCUUGUCCAUUGGCAUUGAGUUGGUCACGAAUCCGCCCAUUAUGUUCUUCGAUGAGCCCACCAGCGGAUUGGAUUGCGUGGGCAGCUACCAGGUGAUUUGCCAUCUGCAGCGACUGGCGCACGAGGGCAGGAUAGUUGUGUGCGUGGUUCAUCAGCCAGGAUCGCGACUCUUCCAGCUCUUCGAUGAUGUCCUGGUUUUGGCUCACGGAGAAGUCCUUUACGCUGGUGAACAGCGCGAAAUGCUGGCUACCUUCGCCCAAUCCGGCCACAUCUGUCCACAGUACUACAAUCCCGCGGAUUUCGCCCUGGAAGUGUGCAGCCAGUCCUCCACCACAGAACGCUGUGAAUCGCUCAUCACUCGGAACAAGAUGAUGCACUGCACCGCCAGUGAUGUUGUGAAGCUCCAAGUUGGUGAGGAGACAGCCUUGAUUGAUGUUCACAAGGAUGCCUUGGACUUGUCCCACCUGCGUGGUAAGGAGCAGGUGCAUUUCUGGAUUCAGCUAAAAGUCCUGCUCUGUCGUCAUAUGCGCUCCAUGUCCAGGGAUAUGGUGGCUGUCCAAAUGCGUCUGGUGAUGCACGUGGUGGUGGCCCUGCUCCUGGGCGUGGUCUACUGGCAGAUAGGUGGCGAUGCCCAGAAAAUCGUCUCCAAUGUAUCCUGCCUGUUCUUUGUGAUACUCUUCGUGUUUGCCGGCAAUGCCAUGCCCUCGAUCCUGCUGUGCAUGCAGGACUCGGCGGUGUUCAUCAGGGAGUACUACAACGGCUGGUACUCCCUGGGCGCCUACUAUCUGUCCAAGGUCCUGGCCGAUCUGCCCCUCCAGCUGACCUGUCCCACCAUGUUCAUCGGCAUCGGGUACUUCAUGACCGGUCAGCCUCCGGAAUUCCAGCGCUUUGCCAUGUGCUGGACUGUGUGCGUGCUGACCGCCUUCAUUGGCCACUUCAUCGGCGUGAUCGCUGGCUCGCUGUUCCCCAUGCAGUUGGCCAUAUUCCUGGUGCCCAGUGCCACCAUUCCGUUCCUGCUGUUCUCCGGCUUCUUCAUUCGCCUGAACGAGCUCUCCUGGUUUCUGCGCCCCAUCUGCGACGUGUCCUUCUUCAGGUACAUCUUCGAGGGUCUGAUGAGGGCCAUCUAUGGAUACGGUCGCGGGGAACUGGAGUGCCAUGCCACAAACAACUUCUGUUACUACAGAACGGCGGAGCAGUUCCUCAAGGACUUCCAAAUGCAGGGCGAUGAGUUCGCCUGGGAUGUGACUGUCCUGGGAGUGUUUCUCGUCCUCCUGCUUCUGGCCUUCUUUGUGACACUAAGCGCAGUCAUCCGACGAGCCCUUCGGUGAUAUCUUAAAUUAGGGAGAUUGUUAGUGAAUGCAAAUAAAGUGUUACGUUUGUUUAACAUUCUUCCUACA
Drosophila teissieri is the source of this 2766-nucleotide messenger RNA. RefSeq names its product ATP-binding cassette sub-family G member 1. Gene Ontology annotation, cellular component: plasma membrane. The record is from RefSeq and is a predicted model, not a curated record. Gene Ontology annotation, molecular function: ABC-type transporter activity; ATP binding; ATP hydrolysis activity. The transcript is spliced from 7 exons. Bases 871 to 2697 code for a protein of 608 amino acids. Lineage: Eukaryota; Metazoa; Arthropoda; Insecta; Diptera; Drosophilidae.